CAUAGAACCUAACUGCCGACGUAAUAUUCACUUCGUUCUCGUCACCUUCUUCUCUUUCUUGCUUGCCUACAGAUCUCAUUAUCGAGGUGUAAAUUAGGGGCCCCCUUCACUGCCCGUUGCUUCCCCGUGAUCUCGGCCAAAUACUCGCAGCAGGCGAGGCGAAGACUUAAUGUCUUCCCUUCGCACUUGGCUCCGGGGUUCUUCCUCCACAACCUCUUCGACUACAACCAUUACUCUGAACCAGAGUACGCUGCCCUGCGAAAUUGCUCUCAAUGACACCAACCGCACCAAUGCUGCUAAGCUCUCCAUCCUGGUCGCCGAGCAGGAAGCGGCCGAUAUGGAAGAUGCCAUGGCUGCCGCGGGUCUGAUCAUGAACGAUGACAUUGAAGGUGCGGAAGCGCGACUUGAGCUACGAAAGGACUCGUCUACUUUCCAUCUGUUUGCCCUGGGCGUGUCAACCUUCAUGAAGAGCAUCCUGGGCUUUGAGAAGGGAAUUAUGGCUGAGGCAUCAUGUCGCCUGUCAGAGUGCGAAACGAGAGCCUGGGCAGAUCUCAAGAGAGCCCAGAGGGAGGCCGAUAAGGCUACCGGCGGCGGUUAUUGGUACGGAAGGAGUGCUGGGGCGAGCGAUGUCACCGCUGAGAACAUCUUUCCGCCUGGCUGCGAGUAUGCUCUCGUCCACGCGGAGGCCCAGUUGAUGAAUGCUGUCGUGGGAGUCAUGCAUGAGAGCCUGACUGAGGGCAUCAAGGGCUUCUAUAAGCUCCGGAAAGCGUUCAUCACACUGGAGGGCAUUAUGGAGUCCGAGGCAAAGGCCCUAAAACAGGUACAGGGCGGGACAACGCCCGGACAGUUGUCGGACACCAAACGGACGCGGUCAAGGAUGUCAAGUGACAUGAUGCCAGGAAGUUUUGACGAGGCUGAGUUUGUGGACUUUGAGGAAACCAGCGAGAAGGGGAGUGAUAGCGAUGCCGAGUUCGUCGAUGCUUCUGCCGGUCUAUCAGGUACUCAAACACCCAGCAGUGUGGCGGGAUUGAACAAACCUGUUGGACCUGCAAGUACUUCGCGUCCCAGUACUCCCGCAGUCGAGAGAAUACUGGCCGAGCCCUCAUCAACCUCUUCCGGGCCCCUUGAUGGACGCAAUCACAUGCGGAACACAUCCAGAUCCUCGUCUCGUCCGGCGACACCUUCACUCAACCCGCUCGCAGCACAAUCAGUAUCCCAAACACCACCCCGGCCCGUCUCUGCGCAUAAGAAAACCACCGGCGGCGCAGAUGCCGGACUCUUUACCUCUACCAGGGACAUAUUCGUUCAUAGCGGCGCAAACAUGUGCUUCGGCGCGUUACUACUCAUCAUCUCCAUGGUCCCCCCGGCCUUCUCACGCCUCCUCCACAUUGUUGGUUUCAGAGGCGACCGGGACAGAGGCGUCCAGAUGCUCUGGCAGAGCACCAAGUUCCCAAACGUCAACGGCGCGGUCGCGGGCCUUAUCCUCCUAGGGUACUACAACGCGCUUCUCACCUUCGCGGACAUCCUCCCCAGCGACCGGGACGUCGAGGAGCUGACCAAGCCGGAGGCGGAGGGCGGCGAGAUAGUCGGGUACCCCAAGGAGCGGUGCCGCGCCCUUCUCGCCGACAUGCGCACCCGAUACCCGGACAGCCGGCUCUGGAGGCUCGAGGAGGCCCGCGUGCUCGCCAACAACCGGAGGCUCGACGAGGCCAUCAGGACCCUGUGCGACACCUCGGACAGCAACAUGCGCCAGAUAACGGCGCUGAACGCGUUCGAGCUGAGCAUCAACGCAAUGUUCGCCAUGGACUGGCCGCUCGCGCGCAAAUCCUUCCUGCGAUGCGUCGAGCUCAACGAGUGGAGCCACACCAUCUACUUCUACAUGGUCGGCUGCGCGGAGCUGGAACAGUAUCGCGACGCGUACCACCGGGCCGCCAGCCUGGCCGCCGCGGCAACGGCAGCGGAGGAGGCCGGAGGGGAGGCAGAGGAGGCACAGCGGCAGCGGCAGCUGCAGCUCGGGGAGGCGCGGGCGGCGGCGCGCCAGCACAAGAAGGCGGCCGAGGAGUUCUUCCGCAAGGCGCCGGCGGUGGCGGGGCGGAAGCGGUUCCUGUCGCGGCAGAUGCCGGUCGAGGUGUUUGCGAGCCGGAAGCUGCGGAAGUGGGAGGAGCGGGCGGCGGCGCUGGGCGGCGGCGUCGACCUCGCCGACGCCGUAGGAGUCUCGCCGGCCAUGGAGAUGGUGUACGUCUGGAACGGGAGCAAGAGGAUGUCCCCGGCGCUGCUGGAAAGGGCCGCAGCGCUGCUGCCGUGGGAGCGGUGCACCGCGCCUCCGGAUAAGGUGGCCAGGAUCCGCGAGGAGGCGGACGAGGUGGGGAUACAGGCCGUCAUUGAGGCUUCGCUGCUGCGCUGCCAGGGCCGUGUGGAUGAUACUAGGGCUGCGCUAGAACCGACUUUGAAACUGGACAGGAGUGUGUUCAAGGGGCCGACAAGAGACGACUACGUCUUGGCCGCAGCACACUACGAAAUCGCCGCAGUGGCAUGGGUCGAGGCAUGCAACAGCCAGCACUGGCCCCCCGGAGCAAGCGACGAGGAGAUUGGGUCCUACCGGCGGCAUAAGGUCGACGAGUGCCAGGAGCAUCUACAGAAGGUGGCGAGGUGGGAGGGGUUCGUCCUGGACGCGCGGUUCGGGAUGCGAGUUCAGGCCGGGCUGGACAGCGUGCGUUGGCUGAAAGGGAAGAAGGAAUGGGUGUAGAGCUCGAGACGGCGGCUGAUCAUGGGGGAGCUGGGAAAGUUGCUUUUCGUCUAUGGGGGGUGGGCACAGUAUUAUUGGGUGUAUUGGGUAGGCUCUCGAGAUCUUUGGCGCAUUAUGCAAGGGAGAGAAUGGCUCGGCAACAGGUGCAUUUGCGAGGUGCAUUUGCGGGAAAACGAGCGAAUUCAUUGAUCACUUAACUCCUUAUCUCUCCCAAACUGUCCAAACCAACCAGUGUAAACCCAAAUUGAUAUCCGUGUUGGCCAGGACUCCAUCAAAACCAUCCGAAUCAUUAUAAUCACCUCACUCUGAAUACCCCUUUCAAUAGGGGCAACGCCACACCCACCCUACUAUUCCUCCUCCCCCU
Messenger RNA from Phialemonium atrogriseum, 3110 nucleotides. RefSeq names its product putative mitochondrial outer membrane protein iml2 protein. Lineage: Eukaryota; Fungi; Ascomycota; Sordariomycetes; Cephalothecales; Cephalothecaceae. Gene Ontology annotation, cellular component: cytosol; nucleus; mitochondrial outer membrane. The transcript is spliced from 2 exons. The record is from RefSeq and is a predicted model, not a curated record. The coding region runs from base 170 to 2746 and encodes 858 amino acids.